Molecule: messenger RNA, 1835 nt
Organism: Arachis duranensis
Lineage: Eukaryota; Viridiplantae; Streptophyta; Magnoliopsida; Fabales; Fabaceae
Product: internal alternative NAD(P)H-ubiquinone oxidoreductase A1, mitochondrial
Exons: 9
Coding region: 17-1570 (517 amino acids)
Molecular function (GO): NADH dehydrogenase activity
Source: RefSeq, a predicted model, not a curated record
AACCCAUGUAAUAAUAAUGGUUAGAGACCCAAAAACAUCAAUGGCUUGGUUAAGAAAUCUCUCCAAAUAUUCUUCCACCAUUGCUAAAUUAUCAUCAUCACCAAAAACAAACACUGACCUAUUUUUCCUUUUACCAUCCUUCACAUUCCUCUCACACUUUAGCUCCAAUUCCAUUCAACAAAAGCCUUCAAAUUCCAAUACCAAGCAUGUUAUUGAGUAUUCAGGGUUAUUGGAAGCAACAAAGCCCCAUGAGAAGCCACGUGUCGUUGUUCUUGGUUCGGGUUGGGCUGGGUGUAGACUCAUGAAGGGUUUGGACACAACAACAUAUGACAUUGUUUGUGUCUCACCGCGUAACCACAUGGUUUUCACUCCUCUAUUGGCUUCAACAUGUGUUGGAACACUUGAAUUUAGAUCUGUGGCUGAACCCAUUGGAAGGAUCCAACCAGCUCUUUCUAGAGAACCCGGUUCUUAUUUCUUCCUUGCCAAUUGUACUGCCAUUGAUACACAUAACCAUAUGGUUCAAUGUGAGACAGUGACUGAUGGUGAAGAAACAAUAGAUCCCUGGAAGUUUUCAAUCUCAUAUGACAAGCUCGUAAUCGCAUUAGGAUCGAAACCGUCCACUUUCGGAAUCCAAGGAGUCAAAGAAUAUGCGAUUUUCCUGCGCGAGGUUUAUCACGCGCAGGAAAUUCGGCGAAAGCUCCUCCUUAACUUGAUGUUGUCAGACGUUCCUGGAAUCACGGAAGAAGAAAAACGGAGGCUUUUGCAUUGUGUAGUUGUGGGAGGGGGUCCAACUGGAGUUGAAUUCAGUGGUGAACUCAGUGAUUUCAUCAUGAAAGAUGUUCAACAAAGAUAUGCUCAUGUCAAGGAUUACAUUCGUGUUACUCUAAUUGAGGCAAAUGAAAUAUUGUCUUCGUUCGAUGAUCGAUUGAGACGCUAUGCUACGAACCAAUUGACAAAGUCAGGAGUUCGUCUUGUUCGCGGCAUAGUGAAAGAUGUGAAAGCUCAGAAGAUAAUACUAAGUGAUGGCACUGAGGUUCCUUAUGGUUUGUUGGUAUGGUCUACUGGUGUUUCCCCUGCUCCUAUUAUUCAAUCUUUGGAUCUCCCUAAAGAACCUUCUGGAAGGAUUGGUGUUGACGAGUGGCUUCGUGUUCCUUCGGUUCAAGAUGUCUUCUCAAUUGGUGAUUGCUGUGGAUUUCUUGAAACCACAGGUAGACAAACACUCCCUGCAUUGGCACAAGUAGCAGAGAGACAAGGAAAAUAUCUAGCAGAACUAUUAAACAGAAUUGGAAAAGAAGGUGCAGGGCAUGCAAACAGUGCAAAAGAAAUAGAAUUUGGAGAUCCAUUUGUUUAUAAGCACCUUGGAAGCAUGGCAACUAUUGGAAGAUACAAGGCCUUAGUUGAUCUUAGGCAGAGCAAGGAGGCAAAAGGGUUAUCUCUGGCAGGGUUUCUCAGUUUUUUCAUUUGGCGCUCCGCGUAUAUUACACGUGUCAUCAGCUGGAGAAACAGAUUUUAUGUAUUCAUCAAUUGGGUGACAACUCUUAUAUUUGGCCGUGACAUAAGCAGAUUAUGAACCCAAAAAAAAAAAAAAUUUUAGCAAGUGGCAUGUAUUGAUGAGGAGCAGGCUUGAGGAAGAAGGCAAUGAAACUUUUGAAUCUUGAAAUUGAUGGAGAUUACUUUAUCCAUAAAUUUCUCUCUCACAGCUUCUCAAUCAAUUAGAAAUCUGGCCAUGUGAGGCCAUUUUGUACAUAUUGACAACCAACAAAUUGAUGUGCAUGUUUAUGAAAUGUAUAAUAAAAUAAUCACAAUAAUAUCAUUUCAUUGUAGUCUUAGUCCAA